UAGUGAGAAUGCUAUCCAAGCCAUUCCCAGGAGAGCUUUCAGAGGGGCCACGGACAUCAGGAACCUUCAACUGGAUAAGAACCACAUCACUUGCAUCGAGGAGGGGGCCUUCCGUGCUCUGAGAACUCUGGAGGUUCUCACAUUGAACAACAACAACAUAAGCAGCAUUCCAGUCUCCAGCUUCAACCACAUGCCCAAACUACGCACCUUUCGUCUCCACUCUAACAGUCUGAGGUGUGACUGUCACCUGUCCUGGCUGUCUCCCUGGCUGAGACAGAGGCCCACCCUGGGUCUGUACACACAGUGCAGCUCCCCUCCAACCCUCAGGGGACUCAACCUGGCUGAACUGCAGAAGAACGAGUUCACCUGCUCAGGUCAGAGUGACAGUGCGUUUGUCCAGCCGUGUAGCCUGGCGUCUGGCUCCUGUCCUCCCAUGUGUUCCUGUAGUAACAACAUCGUAGACUGUAGAGGCAAGGGCCUCACUGCCAUACCUGCUCACCUGCCUGAAGCCAUGACUGAGAUUCGUCUGGAGCAGAAUGGCAUCAAGUCAGUUCCUCCUGGGGCCUUCACCUCCUACAAGAAGCUGCGCAGAAUAGAUCUGAGUAACAAUCAGAUAUCAGAGAUUGCUCCCGAUGUUUUCCAAGGCCUGAGAGCCCUCAACUCACUGGUCCUGUAUGGUAAUAAGAUCACAGAUCUCCCCAGAGGACUGUUUGAGGGUCUCGGCUCUCUAGAACUGCUUCUCCUGAAUGCCAAUAAGAUCCACUGUAUUCGAGCCACAGCCUUCCAGGACCUAGAGAAUCUAGCUCUGCUGUCUCUCUACGACAACAAGAUCCAGACCCUGGCUAAAGGAACCUUCACACCCCUUCACAGUAUACAGACACUUCACCUGGCCCAGAACCCGUUUGUGUGUGACUGUAACCUGAAAUGGCUGGCAGACUACCUGAGGUCCAACCCCAUAGAGACCAGCGGUGCCCGCUGUGCCAGCCCACGCAGACUGGCAAACAAACGCAUCGGGCAGAUCAAGAGCAAGAAGUUCCGCUGCUCUGCUAAGGAGCAGUACCACAUCCCAGGUACAGAAGACACCCGUCUGAAUAAUGAGUGUAACAGUAAGCCAGUGUGUCCUGCUAAGUGUCGCUGUGAAGCCAACGUAGUGGACUGCUCUAACCUCCGUCUCACCAAGUUCCCCCAACACCUACCUGCCUCUACCACCGAGCUGCGUCUCAACAACAAUGACAUCUCAGUGCUGGAAGCCACCGGUGUCUUCAAGACCCUCUCUCAGCUCAAGAAAAUUAACCUUAGCAACAACAAGAUCUCAGAGAUCGAGGACGGAGUGUUUGAGGGGGCGGGGUCUGUCAUGGAGCUCCACCUGACAGCCAAUCACCUGGACUCUGUCAGAGGGACCAUGUUCAGGGGCAUGGGCGGCGUCCGCAUGCUGAUGUUGAGGAACAACCGUAUCAGCUGUAUCCAUAACGGCAGCUUCACUGGUCUGACCAACGUCCGCCUGUUGUCUCUCUAUGACAACCAGCUCCACACCAUAAUGCCUGGGGCCUUCGACACACUGCCCAACCUCUCUACACUGAACCUGUUGGCCAACCCGUUUAACUGUGACUGUCGUCUGGCGUGGUUGGGGGCGUGGCUUCGUUCUAGAAGAAUCGUAACGGGGAACCCUCGCUGCCAGAGCCCCUCCUUCCUCAGAGAGAUCCCACUACAGGACGUAGCUGCACCAGACUUCCGCUGCGACGACAGUGCAGUAUUGGAGGAGAGUAGCUGUGUAGCUCGUCCUCAGUGUCCCACUGAGUGUACCUGUACAGAGACGGUGGUCCGCUGUAGUAACAAACACCUCCAGGCCCUGCCCAAGGGGUUGCCCCGCAACGUCACUGAACUGUACCUGGAUGGGAAUCAGUUCAGCAUGGUGCCCAGGGAACUGUCCACCUUCAAACACCUGCAGCUGGUGGACCUUAGUGAGAAUGCUAUCCAAGCCAUUCCCAGGAGAGCUUUCAGAGGGGCCACGGACAUCAGGAACCUUCAACUGGAUAAGAACCACAUCACUUGCAUCGAGGAGGGGGCCUUCCGUGCUCUGAGAACUCUGGAGGUUCUCACAUUGAACAACAACAACAUAAGCAGCAUUCCAGUCUCCAGCUUCAACCACAUGCCCAAACUACGCACCUUUCGUCUCCACUCUAACAGUCUGAGGUGUGACUGUCACCUGUCCUGGCUGUCUCCCUGGCUGAGACAGAGGCCCACCCUGGGUCUGUACACACAGUGCAGCUCCCCUCCAACCCUCAGGGGACUCAACCUGGCUGAACUGCAGAAGAACGAGUUCACCUGCUCAGGUCAGAGUGACAGUGCGUUUGUCCAGCCGUGUAGCCUGGCGUCUGGCUCCUGUCCUCCCAUGUGUUCCUGUAGUAACAACAUCGUAGACUGUAGAGGCAAGGGCCUCACUGCCAUACCUGCUCACCUGCCUGAAGCCAUGACUGAGAUUCGUCUGGAGCAGAAUGGCAUCAAGUCAGUUCCUCCUGGGGCCUUCACCUCCUACAAGAAGCUGCGCAGAAUAGAUCUGAGUAACAAUCAGAUAUCAGAGAUUGCUCCCGAUGUUUUCCAAGGCCUGAGAGCCCUCAACUCACUGGUCCUGUAUGGUAAUAAGAUCACAGAUCUCCCCAGAGGACUGUUUGAGGGUCUCGGCUCUCUAGAACUGCUUCUCCUGAAUGCCAAUAAGAUCCACUGUAUUCGAGCCACAGCCUUCCAGGACCUAGAGAAUCUAGCUCUGCUGUCUCUCUACGACAACAAGAUCCAGACCCUGGCUAAAGGAACCUUCACACCCCUUCACAGUAUACAGACACUUCACCUGGCCCAGAACCCGUUUGUGUGUGACUGUAACCUGAAAUGGCUGGCAGACUACCUGAGGUCCAACCCCAUAGAGACCAGCGGUGCCCGCUGUGCCAGCCCACGCAGACUGGCCAACAAACGCAUCGGGCAGAUCAAGAGCAGGAAGUUCCGCUGCUCUGCUAAGGAGCAGUACCACAUCCCAGGUACAGAAGACACCCGUCUGAAUAAUGAGUGUAACAGUAAGCCAGUGUGUCCUGCUAAGUGUCGCUGUGAAGCCAACGUAGUGGACUGCUCUAACCUCCGUCUCACCAAGUUCCCCCAACACCUACCUGCCUCUACCACCGAGCUGCGUCUCAACAACAAUGACAUCUCAGUGCUGGAAGCCACCGGUGUCUUCAAGACCCUCUCUCAGCUCAAGAAAAUUAACCUUAGCAACAACAAGAUCUCAGAGAUCGAGGACGGAGUGUUUGAGGGGGCGGGGUCUGUCAUGGAGCUCCACCUGACAGCCAAUCACCUGGACUCUGUCAGAGGGACCAUGUUCAGGGGCAUGGGCGGCGUCCGCAUGCUGAUGUUGAGGAACAACCGUAUCAGCUGUAUCCAUAACGGCAGCUUCACUGGUCUGACCAACGUCCGCCUGUUGUCUCUCUAUGACAACCAGCUCCACACCAUAAUGCCUGGGGCCUUCGACACACUGCCCAACCUCUCUACACUGAACCUGUUGGCCAACCCGUUUAACUGUGACUGUCGUCUGGCGUGGUGGGCGUGGCUUCGUUCUAGAAGAAUCGACGGGAACCCUCGCUGCCAGAGCCCCUCCUUCCUCAGAGAGAUCCCACUACAGGACGUAGCUGCACCAGACUUCCGCUGCGACGACAGUGCAGUAUUGGAGGAGAGUAGCUGUGUAGCUCGUCCUCAGUGUCCCACUGAGUGUACCUGUACAGAGACGGUGGUCCGCUGUAGUAACAAACACCUCCAGGCCCUGCCCAAGGGGUUGCCCCGCAACGUCACUGAACUGUACCUGGAUGGGAACCAGUUCAGCAUGGUGCCCAGGGAACUGUCCACCUUCAAACACCUGCAGCUGGUAGAUCUGAGUAACAACAGAAUCAGCUCCCUGUCUGACUCCUCCUUCUCCAAUAUGAGCCAGCUCACCACCCUCAUCCUGAGUUACAACUCUCUACGCUGCAUCCCUCCUCUGGCCCUGGCUGGACUACGCUCUCUCAGACUACUAUCUCUUCAUGGUAACGACAUCUCUGAACUAAUGGAGGGGAUCUUCAGUGAUGUGGCCUCCCUGUCUCACCUGGCAAUCGGUGCCAACCCCCUGUACUGUGACUGUCAUCUGCGCUGGCUGUCUGACUGGGUGAAGAGUGGGUACAAGGAGCCUGGCAUCGCCCGCUGUGCCGGACCAAUGGGCAUGGAGGGAAAACUGCUGCUCACCACACCUGAGACCAAGUUUGAAUGUCUGGGUCCAGUGGAGACGUCUGUCCAGGCGAAGUGUAGUCCAUGUGUGUCUGGGCCCUGUCAGAACCACGGUGUGUGUCAGUCUGACCCUGUAGAACUCUACACAUGUGUGUGUGCACCCGGCUUCACGGGUAAAUACUGUGAGACUCCAGUGGAUGUGUGUGCCAGUAACCCAUGCACAAAUGGAGGAACAUGCAUCAGUGACGAACAGACAAGGAGAUUCAGUUGUUCAUGCCUGGUGGGUUUCCAUGGAUCGUUCUGUGAGGUGGAUAUAGAUGACUGUGAGGACCACGGAUGUGAGAAUGGUGCAACCUGUGUGGACGGAGUAGGCAACUACACCUGCUUCUGUCCUCCCUUCUACAUUGGGUUGUUGUGUGAGGAAGAGGAGGAUGUGUGCUCUCCUGGUAGAAACCCCUGUCAGCAACACUCUACCUGCAGCAGCACCCCAACAGGCCCCAGAUGUGCGUGUUCCCCAGGCUUCGUGGGGGGUGACUGCAGUGUGAACUAUGAUGAGUGUGAGGAUCAGGACUGUCAGAAUGGAGCGGUGUGUGUGGACCAGGUGGAUGGAUACACCUGCACCUGCCCUCAGGGGUACAGUGGUGAGUUGUGUGAGGUGCCCCCUCCUCCUCCAUCUCCCUGUGAGCGGGCUCGCUGUCAGAACAGCGCCCCCUGUGUGGACAGAGGCGGUACUGCGCUGUGCCAGUGUCUGCCGGGGUUCGAGGGUGUGCGUUGUGAGAAGCUGGUCAGUGUGAACUUCGUGAAUAGAGAUUCUUACCUACAGCUGUCUGACCUGAAGAACUGGCCUCAGGCCAACAUCACACUGCAGGUGUCUACAGCGGAGGAUAACGGUAUCCUGCUGUAUAAUGGAGACAACAAGCCAAUGGCUGUGGAGCUCCAUGAGGGACAUGUUCGAGUCAGCUACGACCCUGGUAGUCAGCCUGGACACACUAUCUACAGUGCUGAGACGGUGAAUGACGGGCGUUUCCAUACGGUAGAGCUGGUGACCUUUGACAGGAUGGUGAACCUGUCUGUGGACGGGGGUGCGCCCACCACUCUGGACAGUCUGGGAGGGGUCCCACCUCUGUCUGGAGAGGCACCACUAUACGUGGGGGGUAUGCCAGAAAAGAUGUCCUACUCCUCUCUGAGUCUCUUCCAGCCCCUCAACUCCUCCAGUUUCCACGGCUGCAUCAGGAAUCUGUACAUCAACCACGAGCUGCAGGACUUCACCCAGACCACUAUGAAGCCGGGGGUGGUGCCAGGAUGCCAGCCCUGCAGGAAGCUGUUCUGCCUCCAUGGAGUGUGCCAACCGGAUGGUGCCCAGGGACCCCUCUGCCACUGCCAGCCUGACUGGGGUGGGCUACACUGCGAUCAGCCAAUCGGAGGAGGCCUUGUUGGGGGAGAUGUUGCCCCGGCAACCGCGGCUAACCCAUGCCAGGGGAACAAGUGUGUGAGGGGUGUGUGUGUGGUUCAGGAUGUUCAGUCGUACAGGUGUGAGUGUGAGGAAGGCUGGCACGCCACCCUGUGUAAUCAACAGGGGGAGCUAACAGCACCAGUACCAGCAGUGCCAGAAGGACCAGCCAAGCCGUGUUCAGUGCUGCUCUGCCAACAUGGCCACUGUCAGCUGACUGGGGGAGGAGCGACCUACUGUCUCUGUGACACGGGAUACACCGGGGACACAUGCGACACAAUUGAAUCAGCGUGUCGCGGCGAGGCGGUGCGUGACUUCCACCGGGUGCCACGUGGCCUCGCCGACUGCCAGACGACGCGGCCCUUCUCCUGGGUGGAGUGUCGGGGGGGCUGCCAGGGGGGCGGGGCGGCGUGCUGCGCCCCGCUGAGGGUACGACGCCGGCGCUACACCUUCGAGUGCGACGACGGAAGUUCCUUCACACAGGACGUGGAGAAAGCAGUGGAGUGCGGCUGCAAGGAGUGUGUGUAGAGUCGGUGAGGUACUACACACACGUGGGCAGCGCAGUCAGCUGAAGAGGAGUUACUGGACACACUGUGGGAAAGUAUAUAUAUAUAUAAAACAUGGACAUUGUCUGUGUGUUGUGGACAACAGUGUUUGUAAUAUAGGACAGUUCUUCCCUGGCAAGGACGGCCAACCAACACGAAACCAACCAACCUCAUCUUCAUCAUCUUCAUCUACCUAAAGGAAGUCAACUGUGGUCUCACAUUAGUAAUGUUAUAUUGAAAGGUCAUUCUUUGGAUUUAUACUGUGUUGUACACCACUUUAUCCAUGUGCUCAAAUCAUUGUAAAAUGGAGGAACCUGUGUGAUGCAUGGCAGCCAUGUUGGCAACAGGAAAACGUUGAGACACUUCUCUAGUUUCUUCCUGUUAAAUGAGAAACUGCUGCUCUUUUUUGCUAGUUUACCAUUUAAUCUGUGUAUCUUUUCACUGGGCUGCAAUGCCAGUUUGCCCUCUAGUGGCCAGUUUUAUGAUGAGGAUGCUUGAAGGUUCAGAUGGGGGAAGGGGGUGCAUUUGAGAGAACAGCUGAGGCCCUUUGGCCUACUUUAAAGAGGUGGGGGCCUUUUGGCUUACUUUAAAGAGGUGGGGGCCCUUUGGUCUACUUUAAGAGGUGGGGGCCCUUUGGCAUACUUUAAAGAGGUGGGGGCCCUUUGGCCUACUUUAAAGAGGUGGGGGCCCUUUGGCCUACUUUAAAGAGGUGGGGGCCCUUUGGCCUACUUUAAAGAGGUGGGGGCCCUUUGGCCUACUUUAAAGAGCCUUUUGGAGGCUAUGUGCCGGUUUGAUUUUAGCCAGAAUCUUCUUUAACAUUCGUCAUGGUAAUUGGUUAUAAUUGUAUCAUUGAGUAAAACCCGCCUCCUAUCUCUCUCUGGUCCAAUCAGUCUCCUUCUACCACGUCAGCAGUAUUAUGAAAUUCAACACAAAUGUAGCUUUGAUAAUAUUUUAUUUAUAUUGUUGUAAAACUAAAACAGAAAGGUACAUAACAUUUGUUUAACAUUUACAUUUUUUGCUGAGAUUGUUUUUAUUACUUAGUGUCAUGUAGCCUAAUGUAGCCCUUUGAUUAUGAUACAAAACGGAAAAUACUUAACAGAUUGUAAUAUAUAUCAUUGCAUUUCAUUUGGACACAGUAUUUUUAUAUGUUGAAAUGGAAAAAGGGGUGUUUGAAACCUGGCAUGGGAGAGACUACACAGGCGUUGUAUUGGGACUGUAGACUGAAGCAACAUCUUGCUCUUCUUUACUGCCUGAUCUAAAGCUGCCAAAACCAGUCAGCCAACCUCUUGUCAGUCUAAUACACAGUGUCGUCACGGAGACGUUAAAUGACUGUGAUGUCAUUGUUCUUAUUACAUGUUGUCUACCUACUUGGUGAAUAUAAUAUCAUCAAUGAUUUGCUUCAGAUUAUGUGUAGUGAUGUUUUAUUUAUUUCAAUAAAAGACAUGAUUUUCUCUCUUC
Messenger RNA from Oncorhynchus masou masou (cherry salmon), 7692 nucleotides. Its product is annotated as slit homolog 1 protein-like. Lineage: Eukaryota; Metazoa; Chordata; Actinopteri; Salmoniformes; Salmonidae. Gene Ontology annotation, molecular function: Roundabout binding; heparin binding; calcium ion binding. Gene Ontology annotation, biological process: axon guidance; negative chemotaxis. The record is from RefSeq and is a predicted model, not a curated record.